Molecule: messenger RNA, 305 nt
Organism: Closterium sp. NIES-67
Lineage: Eukaryota; Viridiplantae; Streptophyta; Zygnematophyceae; Desmidiales; Closteriaceae
Source: the annotation of a GenBank genome assembly
UGACUUGGCGAUGGUGAUUCACAAACUCUGCUACAAAACAGCGUUUCGGACCCAAUACAGAAGUUACGAGUACACGGUUAUGCCUUUUGGCUUAACAAACAUGCCUUCGACGUCCCAGUUAACCAUGAACGAGGUUUUUUGGCCGCUGCUGGAUAAAUGCGUCAUCGUGUACCUCGACGACAUCCUCGUCUACAGCACUACCUGGGAGCAGCAUAUGAAGGAUUUGACAACAGUAUUUUCUCUCUUGCAGCAGCACCGACUCAUCACCAAGGGCUCUAAGUGAGAGUUUCUAAAAUACGAACUGG